Molecule: messenger RNA, 990 nt
Organism: Candidozyma duobushaemuli
Lineage: Eukaryota; Fungi; Ascomycota; Pichiomycetes; Serinales; Metschnikowiaceae
Exons: 1
Coding region: 1-990 (329 amino acids)
Biological process (GO): nuclear-transcribed mRNA poly(A) tail shortening
Cellular component (GO): cytoplasm; nucleus; CCR4-NOT complex
Molecular function (GO): poly(A)-specific ribonuclease activity
Source: RefSeq, a predicted model, not a curated record
AUGUCUUUCAAUCUCCUUUCACAGCAUUACGUUUGGAAACAGGUGUUCGAAUACCUUGAUCCUCAGUAUCUUGACUGGCCUCAUUACAGAUUCCCGCUCAUAAACAGCACGAUUAAACAACUACGGUGCGAUAUAAUGUGCUUUCAAGAACUUGAAUGUCUGGUAUAUCAGAACUUCUGGCGAAAUCUGUUUCCGCUAGAUAAUUACCAGCUGAUCUAUUUGAGAAAGCCGCAGCCAGCAUAUUGGGGAACAAGGCCACCCGAGUUCAUGGACGGCGUUGGCAUAUUCUUCAACAAAUCCAGGUUCGAUCUCAUCGAGUCGAGAAAUUUUCACUUUGGCGGCUAUGUCGCUGAUCAUGGCGACAGGUUCGACCUCACCGAGGACGUCAAUUCGAGACUUAUACCCCGGAACACCGUGGCUAUUUUAGCGCAUCUCUACGACAAGUUCAAGAAGACUCAUUUGUUUAUCACAAACACGCAUUUGUAUUGGCUGCCGGCAUUCAAUGAUGUCAAGUUAUUGCAAACCAAGCUCCUUCUCAAUGCGCUCGCCAGGUUUGUUGCAGACUCAGAACUUGAAAACCCUCCUGUUUUGAUGUGUGGUGACUUCAAUUCUACGCCAACGUCGUCAGUCUACCGUCUUCUUUCAAGAGGAAGAGUUAACAUAGAUACUGCUCAGGAGUUCAACUCCCGUGAGUAUGGGUCGUUGCUUGAUGGAGAGGAGGUAGAAACUUAUAUCAAGAAUCCAUUCGCUCUUUCCCCUGCCUAUGGACCCCUUCUUGAUAAUUCUCUCUCGGAAACUCUUGAUUUUACGAGUUAUACUAGAAGUCUCACUGCUGUUUUGGACCACAUAUGGUUCUCCAAGAACCAGUUGGUCUCGACAAAGGUACUCGGCAAGGUCGAAAAGAACUACAGCCUAAAUGCACCCGGCUUUCCUGAUAGACAAUUCCCAUCAGACCACAUUGCCUUAGUGUCUGAAAUUGACUACGCAUAA